This is a messenger RNA of Capronia epimyces CBS 606.96, 1863 nucleotides long. RefSeq lists its product as uncharacterized. Lineage: Eukaryota; Fungi; Ascomycota; Eurotiomycetes; Chaetothyriales; Herpotrichiellaceae. The coding region runs from base 1 to 1863 and encodes 620 amino acids. The transcript has 2 exons. The record is from RefSeq and is a predicted model, not a curated record.
AUGGAUUCUGGUGCUCUCCUCGAAGUCCUCCGUUCGUGUCGAGCAGUCUACCACCAGGACCAUCAACAUCUGUCCGCCGCCGAGCGUGAAAAGGGUUGGUGCCAAUACUGGGAUUCCAUCAGUAACGCACUCAAGUAUCCGCCCUCGACUCAUGAUUUCGGGAUCUCCAUUCCGCAGAAGCGAACCGCAUCGAGAGCGAUGGUCGUUGGUAUGGAACCUGCAUCCAAACGGACUGACCCUGCAUCCCUGGCGUCCUCGGCCCCUUCGGCGCCCAUUCUGGAGCGCCACAUCUCAGCGCCUGUCGGUUCGGCUCCCACAAGACAUCAACCAGGCCGGCCGUCGGUGUAUUCUUCCGCCUCGGUCCCCACCUCGACAACAAUCGGACCCAUGCCCAUUCCUCGCCGUCAAAAUGGACAACGACGAACCUCUGCGGCUGCAUCCUACCCUCAUCGGUACAACGGACCCAACCUGAACUUCAUCCAAGAAGUCCAGGACAUGUCCCCUUCCGACUUUCUCGCCCGAUCAUCGGAGGACUACCACCCCGCCACCGUCAUGUCGUUGACGCCGCCCUCAACUCAGGAGCGUGGUGAGUUGCUGACCAGCCACAUCGCUCAGCUCAUAACACCGUAUGCUUCGGCAAUAGAAUCACCCGGGGCCUAUACCCCGAUGACUGCCACGAGCGAUUCGAGUCUGAUGGCUGGAUCGACUGUCAUGUCGGAGCCGAUGACUCGGACCAAUACCAAUGAUGUUCUUUGCGAAGGCUUUGGCAUGUUUCGCAUGGACUCGGUCUCCAUGUCGAAAGUACCCAAAGCCUCUGACAUGCUUGCGUCGACCUGCCCUACAGUCCCCGACGUUGAUCAAGCGCACUUCUUUUCUUUCUCUUCCGUUGGAACCGACUCCGGUUACAACAAUGUUUCUCAUUUGUCUUUCCAUGAUGAUGAUCUUCAGUCAUCGUCUCCUUCUAGUUCUGAGAUGAAGAAUUCGCCUUCCGCUGGAAGCAAUGCUUCGUCCGUCUCUGUUUCUUCUGCUUCUCAUUUACCAACGCGGGGCCUUGCACAACAGGAAGGUCCUCGCACCACUAACAAAGUCUCCCGGCCUCUCGCCCCGAAGAUGGAGCGGUCCAGAAACGCUUCAUCGUCGGGCCUGGAGCUGCCAGAACCAAAGCUUGUGGCUAUUCAAGCCGAAGAUGGCACAGUAAAGCACAAAGCCGAAAUCACGCGCACCGUCCGCCAACAGCCUCCGCGUAAGACAACCUUUUGUGAGUUCUGCAACGAUCAACCUCAGGGCUUUCAUGGUGACCACGAACUGCGUCGACAUAUCGAGCGCCACCACAGUCAAGUUCGGCGAGUCUGGAUCUGCAAAGACGUCUCGCCCGAUGGCAACUUCUUGUCCAACUGCAAGGCCUGCCGUAACGGCAAGACGUACGGCGCCAACUACAACGCUGCCGCCCACCUGCGUCGCGCCCACUUCAACCCAUGCAAAAAUCGACGUGGUGGCCGCGGCAAGAAGAGUGAACAUCGCGGUGGCAUGGGGGGUGGAAAUCACCCUUCCAUGGAAGUACUCAAGAACUGGAUGUACGAAGAGCUGGAACUGAACGUCAAUGGCCGGGUCGUCGUGCAGAAUCUGCCUACCGAAACGACGACAUUCUCGUCCGCGGCGGUGGACGAAUUUGCGAACUCGAAUCCGGACGACAUGGACACUUCCGACUUUGAUUUCAAUGGCAACAUGUCCCAACCGGGCAUGUCCAUGGCGGGUCUUGCCCCCGACUCACUUUAUUUCGCCAACACUGGGAUGCGUGCGAACACCUACCUAGGCUCCCCAAGGCCGUUGAAUGUUGGCUACGACGCUGCCUUUCCAUACUAA